AAAGUCAUCACUUUAAUUAAUAAUAUUUUUACUUUAGAAAUGAUGUUCACGCUUUCAUUUGUUAUUAGUCCAUUUAUAUGAUAGGUUCAAGGUAUUAGGUAGUUAAAUAGGCCAAAAAUGUUGUAAGUUUUUUUUCAGGGGCCUUCUAAGGGACUGUUCACGCAAAAAAAGAACGCAUUUUCAAAUGUAAACUUAUGUCUUAGAGAGCACAAGCCAUCCAAGAAGUAGGAUGGGUUGCUCCGGGAGUAAAGCUGCGGGUUCUCCUAUGAUGAGAAUGCUUGAAUAUGAACGGAUGGCGGAGAAUGAAAAUGCAGGUCUCAAGAUUCAACCCAACAGUUUGAAAACUGAGGAGUGGAGGGAAGGGUUGAUCAGUACCAGAACAUUCUAUAAUUGGUUUCAUGCAGGAUAUUGUUCAGCGUAUAUUCAAAAUCCUCUUUACAUGCUUAUUCUAGAUUUUAGAAGUGUUGAUGACUGGUUAAAGGAGCGUGUACCAACAAGUGUUCACUAUGAGCGGCUCCAUCUUUAUCAACAAAAUCUGGAUGAAUAUAGUCAGAUCCUGCUGUAUGAUAAGGACGGGUGUAGUGUUGGAAACAUUAAGUCUCCGCUCAGAAAAUCAUAUCUAAGGUUACGUGGACUCGGUUUGGAUCCUAGGAUAGUUCUGGGAGGGUUCAAGAGCUUACAAGAAUCAUGUUUCUCUUCUCUCAGGAAGCGUACAACAUUAAUUCCCUUUGCUUCACAGGUGGAGUUAAUGAGAAGCUCUGUAGAGAAUAUAGGACCGGAGAGGUCUGAUGACAGUGAUAUAGAGGACCCGGAGUAUGAUUUAGAGCUCAUCCAUCCUGCCGUAGGACGGAUAGAACCAGAGAGAAGAUGUGUACCCUGGCUACCAUCUAUGAUUAUAAAAGAUAAACUGUACCUGGGACGGGUCGAACAAGCCGAAGAUCCAAAUAUCAUUAGAAACCUAGGGAUAACUCACAUAUUAUCAACAGCUAGAGUCAGGUCUGGGAAGAUCAAAGGGAUUGUGUACAUUAUAGUAAACAAAACCUCUUUCAGCCUCUCCACUCUCAAGCUCACAAACUCAUUCAUAUCGGAGGCUUUAAGCUCCGGAGGCCGGAUCCUAGUUCAUGGAUGUGACGGAUUAGACCAAUCAGCGGCUGUCAUCACUUCAGCUCUUAUGUCCAGCUACAGUGUCUCGCUAGAGGACAGUUUGGGGUUUGUAGAGAACAGUAGACCAGGAGUUCGUCUUAGCAAUCCUUGGUUAAGAAUUCUUCUGAAACUGGAGGAAGAAAUGUUUGGACUAAACAUUACAGAUAUAGAAACUCUUUGGGUCUGAAACUAGAAAUUAAAAUCAAAUCAAGAAUCAAAACCAGUUUAUGAACCAGGAUCUAAAUUAAAACAGAACCAGAAACAGAACCAAAAUCCGCACUUGAACCAGAACCAAAAUCCAAACCCAAACCCGUAUCAGAAGCAUACACUGAGCAAGAACCAGAACCAAAACCAAAACCAAAAAAAGAACACAACCAGAAUCGCCAAAGCAGAACCUGGACCAGAACCAGACUUUUCUUGAGCACUGGAUCGAAAAUCAGAAUUUAAACCAAAAUGAUCAUGAACCAGAUACAAGAACAGUAAAUUGACCUGAACCAAAACUAAUGAUUGAGAUCAGUAUAAAAUCUUAACAUGUCAAAACUUAACCCUGUACUUGGUACAUUAACCGUUUUUAUCCCAUGUGGACACAUCAUUAGGAUUGAAAAAAAAUAUUUCCCUUUGCGUGGACGAGCAAUCUUUAAUAAAGUAUUAUUAAUUUAAAAAUAUAUCAGGAUAAAAAAAUGAACAGCCGGGACAAUAAAGUUAUCCCUGAUUUAAACCUCACUUUAUAGUGUCGGCUCAAAACCAGUCGGGACAAUAAAGUUAUAUCUGAUUUAAACCUCACUUUAUAGUGUCGGCUCAAAACCAGCCGGGGAUAAUAAAGUAAUCCAUGAUUUAAACCUCACUUUAUAGUGUCGGCUCAAAACCAGCCGGGACUAUAAAUUUAUCCCUGAUUUAAACCUCACUUUAUAGUGUCGGCUCAAAACCAGCCGGGACUAUAAAUUUAUCCCUGAUUUAAACCUCACUUUAUAGUGUCGGCUCAAAACCAGCCGGGGAUAAUAAAGUUAUAUCGGAUUUAAACCUCACUUUAUAGUGUCGGCUCAAAACCAGCCGGGGACAAUAAAGUUAUCCAUGAUUUAAACCUCACUUUAUAGUGUCGGCUCAAAACCAGCCGGGAUAAUAAAGUUAUCCAUGAUUUAAACCUCACUUUAUAGUGUCGACUCAAAACCAGCCGGGGAUAAUAAAGUUAUAUCUGAUUUAAACCUCACUUUAUAGUGUCGACUCAAAAUCAGCCGGGGCAAUAAAAUGUAAAACCAGCCGGGACAAUAAAAAAAUAAUGUAAUUGUUGAAGAACGAGGAAUGAAAAUAAUGUGGCCUCAUUCCUCAAGGGAUAAAAAAUCAUUUAAAUGCUAUUAUAAUUUUUCCUUUUUUAUUUCUUGUAUUUUUUACCCUGCUCUUAUCUUCAUGUGAUUUUUAAUAUGAUAAUAGUUUCUUUUUGUUUCUAACUAAAAAAUGUAUUCUUCGAAAAUAAAAUUAAUAAGCUGU
This is a messenger RNA of Eurytemora carolleeae, 2628 nucleotides long. RefSeq lists its product as uncharacterized. Lineage: Eukaryota; Metazoa; Arthropoda; Copepoda; Calanoida; Temoridae. Gene Ontology annotation, molecular function: protein tyrosine/serine/threonine phosphatase activity. The transcript has 14 exons. Gene Ontology annotation, cellular component: cytoplasm. The record is from RefSeq and is a predicted model, not a curated record. Gene Ontology annotation, biological process: protein dephosphorylation. Bases 230 to 1330 code for a protein of 366 amino acids.